GGGUGUUUAAACACUCAGCGAUACUCAUUGAGGUUUAAAUAUUGUUUAUUCAAUCCACUCUGGAAUUGAUUUUGCAAUUAAAUAUUAAUAUUGUAUAGUUAAACUAUUGAAGACAUGAUUGACGAAGUGAAACGGGAAAGAAGCCAUCAGUGGAUGUCAUACUCCAACGAGGUUUAUUAUGGAGCAGACAGCCUGUCAUUGGGACCCAGAGGAUAUUCUCCUCCAGAGCAUCACUUUCAAAGUUACGGCCCGCAAUGUGAUUCCGCACCUGGGGGAGACACAGCCAGGAUCGGUAGUCCUGUUGGAAUACUGCCUCCACCAAACCCAAAAGGAUACAAUGAGAGCGACUCCGACUUCCCGGAAUUGAAAUCAGUUUACAGGCGAACCUUAAGCCACGCCAAACCUCCUUAUUCCUACAUAUCUCUCAUCUGCAUGGCCAUCCAGCAGUCACCGGCGAAGAGGCUGACUCUGAAUGAGAUCUACGACUGGAUACGACAGCUUUUCCCUUAUUACAGACAGAAUCAACAGCGGUGGCAAAACUCCAUCCGUCAUUCCCUCUCGUUCAACGACUGCUUCGUCCGCGUGCCGAGAUCACCAGACUCGCCGGGGAAAGGCUCUUACUGGGCGCUGCACCCAGACUCGGGUAACAUGUUUGAGAACGGGUGCUAUAUGCGUCGCCAGAAACGCUUCAAGUGUCAGAAAGCAACAUCGCCCUCAGGAACGAAAAAUUCAAAGAAGUCAGAUGGGGAAGCUGUGAAAGAUGAAGGGAAGAAAAAAAAGGUGGACGUAAAGUCCCCUGCUCCGCCCAAUCCAACUGACUCCACACCAGUUCGUUCAAACCCACCGGCUUCCUAUCCUGCUCCAAACGCACCUUCUCCUCAGCAUCUAAUUCCAUCGCAUGCUUCAUUCCUACCCCAGCCUGCAGAAAGCUCAGCACAUCUGCUUCCUCUGAGUGUACCUUUCCCGACAAUGCCCAGCCCCAACCUACAGCCAUUGCCCUUAAACUCUAUGGAAAGCAGCUUGCACAGCGAGCUAGCCAUCCAACACCCCAUCACCGUCCCACGGCUCAUGGACUUUCAGUAUUGCGAGUCCCCUGUGAGUUACCCGGUUUACAGCCAGUCUCAUCCUCACAACCUCAGCUAUUUUAGAAACAGAGAGGAAUCCUCGUAUACUGGAGACUCUGUGUAUUACUCUGGAUUUAAUAUGUGUUCGGCACCUCUUUUGAGUUCCACCUGA
This is a messenger RNA of Triplophysa dalaica, 1236 nucleotides long. RefSeq names its product forkhead box A sequence (gene foxa). Lineage: Eukaryota; Metazoa; Chordata; Actinopteri; Cypriniformes; Nemacheilidae. Gene Ontology annotation, biological process: anatomical structure morphogenesis; regulation of transcription by RNA polymerase II; cell differentiation. The record is from RefSeq and is a predicted model, not a curated record. The coding region runs from base 115 to 1236 and encodes 373 amino acids. Gene Ontology annotation, molecular function: DNA-binding transcription factor activity, RNA polymerase II-specific; RNA polymerase II cis-regulatory region sequence-specific DNA binding. The transcript is spliced from 2 exons.